This is a messenger RNA of Diachasma alloeum, 4264 nucleotides long. RefSeq names its product protein PAT1 homolog 1 (gene Patr-1). Gene Ontology annotation, molecular function: RNA binding. Lineage: Eukaryota; Metazoa; Arthropoda; Insecta; Hymenoptera; Braconidae. The transcript has 3 exons. Gene Ontology annotation, cellular component: P-body. The record is from RefSeq and is a predicted model, not a curated record. Gene Ontology annotation, biological process: deadenylation-dependent decapping of nuclear-transcribed mRNA; P-body assembly. Bases 64 to 2241 code for a protein of 725 amino acids.
AUGUCUUUUCCAGCGCUUGACGUUUCCUCGGAACAUGACAUUUUGCAGAUUUAAUUUCAUCAAAUGGCAGACUCUUUUUUCGGAUUUCCAACGUCACACCCAGGAAGUGGAUUCGACGAUGCAAUAGAUUGCCCCCAAGACGAUGACGAAGUAGGCGAGGAGGACGAGUACGAUGCCCUGAACGACGAGACCUUCGGCGAGGACGCGACCGACGGUGACUGGGAGCAGGACCACGAGAAAUUGGCCCAGAUAACCGAGUCAACUCGUCCCCUGGUGCAAACCACCGCUUCCACGAAGAAUGGGCUGGACGUGGACAUCGAGGGUAGCUUAUCCCACCUAGUUCUCGACGAGAAGGACGGAAUAGUCCCCCGGCCAGGUGUCUGGGACAGUCCCACGCUGGUACUACACCCCCAGCCCCAGCCCCAGAUUCACCCCGGGUCCCAGCAGCCCCUGCCAGUGGCCUUGAAAUUCGUUCAAACAGUCGAGGAGCUAGAGCGAGGUCUCAUCCGCCCCCCGCCAGGUCUAGCAAAGCCCCCGCCAACGAUAACAAACGCCCAGGCCCCCAGGAACCAGUUUAUCCUGGACUAUUCAGGUCUCAACGACCACUUGCCAGUUAAUUUAUGCCAGAAAAUCUUCAACGGCCCCCUCCGACCGAGAUUUCCCCCAGGUCUAGCCCUCCCUGGGCCCCACCCGGUGGUUCUCCCCCCAAACGUUCACCUCCCCAACCAAUUACUCCAAAACCCACGUCCCAUGCCACCGAAUCAAACAAAUCUCAUACUGGGGCGCCACUCCAUGCCCCGCCACCUGAUAGUGAAUCAACGUCAAACAAUGCACGGCAACUUCGUGGGAAAUUUCCCCCAGCCAAGACUCAACCUCCCGCAGUUCAUUCGACCCGACCAGCCAGUGCCGCGAUUCGCCAUUCCAACGAAUCACCCGAAUCAGCACAACAAUCAGAGAAAUCAGUGCAGAAGUCACGGUAACGAGCCACCAGCAGCCAAUCACCAGCCAUUUUUCAAGAACAAUCAGUACUGGCAUCAGAAUCGUAAUAACCAGAGGUACAAUCAUCAUCGUCAUCAUAAUCAGCUGAAUGGGCUGAACGAUAAUGGGGAGUAUGACGAGUACUCUGGGCUGAUGAGCUCCAGGGAGAAGCAGUGGCUGACGAAUAUUCAGUUGCUCCAGCACAAGACCAAUCAGCCUUAUGUCGAUGAUUACUACUUCACUGUGUUCUCGGAGAGGCAGAAUAAGAAGAAUGAUAAUCAGGACAGCAGGGAUAGGAAGCAGAAUAAUAAUGGGUUUGGGAGGGAUCCGAGGGACAAGGAGCAGCAUGUGUUGACGAAGGUUGUUUAUACCCCGACGCAGUUUGAGAAUUCUCUGGGGAAGCUGCAGUGCGGGAGUGUCACAGCACCCAGGAAGAUCAUUGAUAUGGAUGUGGUGCCCAAUAGCGAUCCUCAGCAGCAUCCGCAGCAGAAGGACAUGAAGAAGGCGAGGCAGCGGUUGUUGGAGAUUGAGAGACUGUACACGGUGCAGCUCAAGCUCGAGGAUUUGAGCAAUCCCCUGGCUCAGGUGGCUGAGCCACUGGAGCAGCCCCAGGAGAACGAGGAGCCCAAAGCCCCCAAGAAAACUGCCCCUGAGCUCAUUAACAUCAUGCUGACGUCACUCAUUCAACUGCUGCAUGAGGACAAACUCGCCAGCAUUCUCAGUAUUCGGAAGGGGAAGAAUCUUUUGCUGAGGUUUCUGCCUUUCUUGAGUGUCACGGAGUACGGUGCACAGCUGGGCGAACUGUGGACUGGGCUGCUCAGGGGGCUGGCCAUUGUUGGCAGGCGGGAUGCCUAUCUGCUGGUGAAGUUCUUCCCAGAGUUUCACAGGUGGAUUGAGACUACUAGGGAUUUUGAGACUGUUCUGAGACUGGCAAGGGGGUUCUUGGACUCGGUCAAUCAGAACAGCAGGAUUAAUAAUAGUCUCGCUUUUGCUGUGACCAAUAAGUUUGGAGUCUCUGUGAUUGCAUCGCUCCUCGAGCAAGCAGAAAAUCUCUACCCCGAUGACAAAGCAAUGACACAAGAAUGGUCAACAUUCAUCGUUAGUCUAUCCGAGGCAGUUGGUGCAUCGACACCGAGUGUAGCACCCUGUCAUCCAGUCGCUGCUAACACACUCCAUCAGCAUCUCAAGAGAAUUGGCAGUCUCAAAACAGAAAGGUACGAACCACUAGAGUCACUCCUCACUGACGCAAACCCAUCGCGAUAGACUGAUUAUCUUACUACAUUUGAAAAAAAUCCGCGAGUCAUCUCUUUUCGUUAUGUUGAAAAAUCAUUCUCCAGUUGUGGAGGAAUACAAUGGAAUUUUAUUUCCCGUUCUGUGUAAUUCAAAUUCACCGUUUGUUCUUCCAUUCUGGGAAUGUAUAUAGAAAUGACUGGUAAUUUUUUUUUUGGGGGGGUGGACAAUGAAAAUUUAUUAGACUAAAAUGUGUACAUGAAUCGAUAUUCAUUCGUCUCGUUACCCUGAAUCUGAUGGAAAAAUACAAGAAAAUGUAAACAAGUACGGAAGAAGUACAAGAAUUCAUUAAGGCUAUAGUCUCUUUUUUUUUCUCUCGUCUCGGUUAUCAUGACAUCUUGGCACAGUUUGUUCAUAGAAUUUAGUUAAUCGUAAUUUCACAGUUUUGUACAACUCUGUGUAAAUAAUUUUCUCCCCAACGAAUGUCAUAACCAGUGAGUUUAAUCGACUUUUUCAUUUAUCAGCGAACACUUACGCUUUGGAGAAAUAUUUUUAUUUCGAGGGGAUAAUGCAGGAUUUUGAGUUUUGCUGAAACAUUUUGUUACUUUAUGUACGUUUUUGCUUUUGUACAUAUCGUCUGAUUAUUUUUUUCGUUCCUGUAGACUAGACGGUAAAUGAGAGUGCGAGAAAAAUGUAAUUAGUUUAAUUUACGAGUCUAUCAGUGGUGAAAGUUCAAAUGACUAUUAAUUAAAAUCAAUUAUGCUUGAUUUGGGAGAGGGGUUGAGAUGACGUUUCACUCUCACAUUUUCAUAUUAUAUUUUUCGGUUAAUCUGGGAGUGAGAUUGAACGACGAAUCGACUAUAAAUACCUCGUGUAUUUGAAAUGAAUUUAAUGAAAUUUAAUGAUAUUUUUCUUUUCUCGAAGCCCAAUCUGGUUGCGCUGUAUUCUUCUUAAAAUGUAACCGGGCAGAAUGAAAAUUAAAACAAUUAUGUAAAAUCAUAGACGAAGUGCCGUUUAGAUAUAAUUUUUUCCGAGCGCUUUCAAUUAUUUUCUAUUAAGUAACAAAAUGAACGUUUUUCAAUUUGCAUUUGAUAUUGCAUUAAAAAAAAUAUAUACAAAAAAUAAAAAAAAUCUAUUGGGCGUGAUGAUGAUGCGCGUGAAAAUGAUGUUUUUUCUUUCGAGUGGUAAUGUAAAACACCAGCUGAUGAGAACAAAUAAUGAAAAUACGAUUUUUACCUGCCUUAACUCAAACCUAUUUAGUAAUAUGUUAAAAGAUAAAUAGGUCGUUUAGGCAUCGGCGUUGAUUAUUAUGAUAUAUUAAAUAUACAUGUAAACUAGUUUAAAUAAACUUGAUAACUUUUUUCACUAUGAUUGUUAUCACCGGAAUAUUAUUGAUAGAAAAUGAAAAAAACGAAAAAGCCAAAAAAAUAUAUAUAUGAGACCAGAAAUGCCAACUGCGGCAAUCGUGGAGUGCUUUUUAUCGUAAUGCAAUGCUCAAUGCAAGCGUAUCAUUUAACUCAAUGACGUAUAUGACGACUUGAUUGACCAUUUAAUUCAUCUUCCAUUGAAUAACCUGAAAUCUAUUGAUUUGAUUGUACAUGCAAUGUCAGUGGCACUUUAUCAUUAUUCAGAGAAAAUUUAAUCAUCGUGUACUUGAGUUUAUGGCGGUUACAUUAUUACAUAUUAUAUUUUUUCUAUUAGAGAUAAUUUCGUUUACAUAUUUUCUUCACAACUAAUAUUUUUUUCUAUCAUUUCUUACGCUCUGAGGAAAAUAACUGAAAAAUGACAAAAAAAAGUGUGGGGGAGUGGGUGAAUUAAUAAAUUCGAUGUACUUUUUCCGUACUCUAUGUAUCAAUAAUGAAUUUGUUUACUUUUUGAAGGAAAUGAGAGUGAGAUAUAGACGAUUGUACAUUUAUAAUGCUGCCGAGGGACUAUUUAGAAUGUGAAGAACAGCAGUUUUGUCAUUAAUUGUGUAUUGUAUGUACAAAAGAGAAAUGAAAAAUUGAUCAGAUUGAUAAAUUGAAGACGCAAAUAAAUGUUUUGACAUUAUCAUGUA